CCUACUGAAGCUGGCUAACUCCAAUCUGCUAUGUUCCGUAUACAUCCCGCUCACACAGUCUCUCGUUUCCUCGGUGAGCUUUAAGCUCGGAGCUAACAUGGGAGCUCCUGAUAUCUUCUGAUAUAUCCAGCUACAGAAACAGUUGGGUUCGAUCACUUCAUUCAUUCAUCAUCUCAUGCUGCUUCUCUCAUUCUCUCCAAACGCCCGAGAGCUGAUUCACUGUCGUUGAUUUUGGGUUUCGGCCUUCAAUUGAGGAAUCUUUCAUUGUAUCGCUGAACAACUAGCAUGGAAGCAUUUAAAAGGGCAAUUCUGCAACCAGGGCCACCGGAAAACUUUGCCCUCCGUAUAGUUCAGGAAGUCAUAAAACCUCAGAAACGAACAAAGUUAGUGCAAGAUGAGAACCAGCUUCUUGAAAAUAUUCUUCGGACGUUACUACAGGACCUGGUGUCAUCUGCUGUACAGUCAGGGGCCCCAAUUAUGGAGUAUGGCCAAUCUGUUGACGAUGCAGAAACUACCCUAGGACAUAUUCCUCGACUUCUUGACAUUGUGUUGUAUCUUUGUGAAAAGGAGCACAUUGAAGGCGGCAUGAUAUUCCAGCUGUUGGAAGACUUGACUGAAAUGUCUACCAUGAGGAAUUGCAAGGACGUAUUUGGUUAUAUUGAGAGGAAACAAGAUAUCCUUGGAAAGCAAGAGCUUUUUGCUCGUGGAAAACUUGUGAUGUUGAGAACAUGCAAUCAACUAUUACGUCGAUUAUCAAAGGCAAAUGAUGUGGUGUUUUGCGGACGUAUCCUCAUGUUUCUGGCUCAUUUUUUCCCGCUAUCAGAGCGUUCAGCUGUGAAUAUCAAAGGAGUGUUUAACACAUCAAAUGAAACUAGUUAUGAGAAAGAGCCUCCAGCUGGUAUUGCCAUCGAUUUCAACUUCUAUAAAACCUUUUGGAGUUUGCAGGAGUACUUUUGUAACCCUCCUUCAUUAAGCCUUGCUCCAACCAAGUGGCUGAAAUUUACAUCCAGUUUAAUGGUUGUUCUAAAUACCUUUGAAGCUCAACCUUUGACUGAUGAAGAGGGGGAUGCUAUUAAUAUGGAGGAAGAGGCAGCCAAUUAUAGCAUAAAAUAUCUUACCAGCAGCAAACUCAUGGGUUUGGAAUUGAAGGAUCCCAGUUUUAGGCGCCAUAUUCUCGUGCAGUGCCUGAUCUUGUUCGACUACCUUAGGUACCCAGGAAAGAAUGACAAAGAUUUGCCAUCUGAAGGCAUGAAAGAAGAGAUAAAAACAUGGGAGGAUCGUGUCAAGAAGAUGCUUGAAGUAACUCCACCUAAGGGCAAAGAUUUUCUUCAUAAGAUUGAGCAUAUAUUAGAACGGGAAAAGAAUUGGGUUUGGUGGAAGCGCGAUGGCUGUCCACCUUUUGAGAAGCAACCACUGGAGAAGAAGGCACAAGAUAGCACAAAGAAAAGGAGACCAAGGUGGCGACUAGGAAAUAAAGAAUUGUCACAACUUUGGAGAUGGGCAGAUCAAAAUCCAAAUGCAUUAACUGAUCCUCAACGUGUCCGCACUCCUUCUAUCAUGGAUUAUUGGAAACCCUUGGCUGAAGAUAUGGAUGACUCAACUGGAAUAGAAGAAGAAUAUCAUCACAAGAACAAUCGGGUUUAUUGCUGGAAAGGUCUUCGUUUCUCAGCUCGACAGGACUUGGAAGGGUUCUCUCGAUUCACGGACCAUGGUAUUGAAGGGGUUGUACCAUUGGAUCUUUUGCCACACGAGGUUCGUUCCAAGUACCAGGCUAAACCAAACGAAAGGUCUAAACGUGCAAAGAAGGAAGAAUCGAGGAAUGCUACACUCCAAGCUGAAGAAAACCAGAUUGCCACACCUGCAAGCGAGAAUGAUGAAGCUGUGAGGGGUGACCUCGAUUCCUCAGCCACACCAAUGGAAGCAGAUGCAACGCCGGUUGCUGGUGGUGUCUCUCAGGGUGGUACUCCAACGCCAGAAGAACAGUUAAAGGAAAGCCCUGAUACUGAUGCAGACCCUGACAGCGGGCAACUCGAAGCGGAUGCAGAAGCAGAAGCUGGGACGAUUGAUGGGGAGACCGAUGCAGAGGUCGAUGUCGAUGUCGAUGCAGUAAGCUAAGCUGAGACGCCAUAGACUGCCACAUCUGAAGACUCGGAAGCUACUUUAUGGUCCCUUUAGUGGAGCAAAUAUUGGGUGAGUCUUACUCGUUUACUUGAAUGUGUAACACCCAAUGAAAAUGUUUGAAAGUGAAAAGCUGACCUCACAAUGGGCCCACAGGUUCCUACUGAUAAGCAUUUUGAUUGAUUUUUACUCAUUCAACUUUGGAAGAGAUACUCAUUGAAUAUUUUCUCCCUUUUAGUGCUUGUUAACGGGCCAAGAUUGCAGGUGUCAUGCAGUCGGAAAGUUAUGAGCAGCAGGUCAUGUUUAUCGUCUAUGUAGCUUGAUGAUUUUGACAGCCGAGUUCAAAAUUUAUGUUUCUUGA
Molecule: messenger RNA, 2479 nt
Organism: Punica granatum (pomegranate)
Lineage: Eukaryota; Viridiplantae; Streptophyta; Magnoliopsida; Myrtales; Lythraceae
Source: RefSeq, a predicted model, not a curated record